CGUUCAGUCGACCCCGUGCAUCGCGGCAUGUCAGCCGCCGCGCGACCAUCCACGAUUCUCAUUUUCGUGAUAUCGAAUGUGUGUCGUCCGUUCGUUCGUUAUUUAAGAUUGGAAAUUAUAAGAUUUCUAAAAUGACAUCGAUCGGAGCUUACACCAGUUCCAUUUGAAAUAUCAUGUUUUUGACAGGUGUUUUAAAAUAAUUUUCAAAUCAAAGGAUUUCAUUGAAAAACGGAAUCAACGAUUGGUGGUUGGAAAAACUUUUCAACAUAAAAUAUUUUGUUGAUUUUAGAAGAACGAUUAAUAAGCUCUUAUUGUUUUUAUUUUCGAACUGUCUCUCACCGAGAUCCGUUUUUUUCCUACUUCGUUCAACUUCGUUUUCGUCAGGAUCCAGUCAUCCGUUUUAUUCAUUUGAACAUCCCCAGUGAGUGAGUGCGUCCAGCAUCAGCAAAGAGAAUAAUGAAUCUUCUCUGGUCAUGCUUAUUUUCACUUCGUGAAGUGCGCGUUCGUGAGCUUUUUUAAGCCGGAGCGUAUGAGGGUGAACAACGGUACGGGAGAAAUCGUUUUGUACACGCGAUAACCAAAGAAACACCUGUGGAAACAUCUGUGACCUUGAAAAAAAAGUUUAACUUUCAAUGAAAGAAAGGCCGUGAAAGUGUGUACCGGAAGAGGGAAACCAGUGGAUUUGUAUUCUUGAAUCGAAUGAUCUUUGUCACAUUUCGUCGUUACAGAAAGACUUUUGAGCUAAAGAAAUACAAUGUUGAUUGAGGGAUAGGAAUAUCUGGGAACAUCCAAUUUAUACAGGACCGGAACCAUAGUGUUGGUCCGUAGUGACAUUCAAAUCCGGCGACCAGUUAUAUAACUUGUUGAAUCGCCGGCUUUCUGAACCCGUGAGCUUCGUUGUUAUCACUCCUCGAGGAUGCACAAUAUUUCUGAAAUAUCUCUUUACAGAAUCUUUAAUCAACGAAAAUCCACAGAAUUUAUAAUUAAAAGUAUCAAAUCGAUUUGAAGGUUGAGCAGAAAUACGAUCGACUUAACAUUAGUCAAAAGAUUUCAACGUGUUUCUCAGUUGUUUGGUAUUCUACAUUUGGUCACUAAUGCUUCGAUAAACUCUCGACAGGGAAAACUUUCAGCGGCAAAAACAUUAAGAACGGAAAGGGGGAAAAGCCUUUGCAAGUCCAAGAAAAGUUUGCCCGGAAACCCUGUUAUCGAGUUCCACAAAUGGACUCGUCGAAAAGUGUGGGGAGCUCUCAGUGAUCCUCUCAAGAAUUUAAUUCCUGAUAUCUUAACUAUCUUUUCCUAAAAGUGAAAACAAGCCUAAAACUCUUAGUUAGGGUGAAAAGAGAUAUUUUGCAAAAUUGCGUCAGAGACUCGAAUUUAAGGUACAACGUCACGAUGGGGGUUAAAUUCGAACUAAUUCUGUUGGUGAGCAUAGUGAGUUUGGCUAAUGCAGGGAGCCGAGUAACCCGGAGCGAUCCUCUAAUCGUCGAAACAACGUCAGGAUUCGUGAGGGGUUUUUCGAGUAGCGUUCUUGAUCGCGAGGUUCACGUUUUCUACGGCAUACCAUUUGCGAAGCCACCGAUAGGGCCAUUGAGAUUUCGUAAACCGUUGCCGAUCGAACGGUGGCACGGUGUUUUGAAUGCGACGAAGUUGCCGAACAGUUGUUGGCAGGAGCGUUAUGAGUAUUUUCCUGGUUUUGAAGGUGAAGAGAUGUGGAAUCCUAAUACAAAUAUCUCAGAGGAUUGUCUUUACCUGAAUAUCUGGGUACCGCAGAAAUUACGCCUUAGACACAAAGGUAGCGAACCACAGGUGUCAGAGAAGACUGGAUUACCGAUGUUAGUCUGGAUAUACGGAGGUGGUUAUAUGACCGGAACAGCAACGCUAGACGUCUAUGACGGUGAUUUAAUGGCAGCGUCGAGCAACGUUAUUAUAGCCUCGAUGCAGUAUCGGGUCGGUGCAUUCGGUUUUCUUUACCUGAACAAACAUUUUGGCAACAGCGAGGAAGCACCCGGGAAUAUGGGACUUUGGGAUCAAGCAUUGGCGCUUAAAUGGUUGCGCGAUAACGCCGCUGCGUUUGGUGGUGAUCCUGACGCAAUCACUAUUUUUGGCGAAUCGGCUGGUGGCGGCUCAGUGUCAGUUCAUCUCAUUUCACCUGUCACAAGAGGCCUUGUCAAACGUGGAAUAUUGCAGAGCGGUACUUUUAAUGCACCUUGGAGUUACAUGACAGGUGAAAGAGCCCACGAAGUCGGUCGUGUUCUCGUUGACGAUUGCGGUUGUAAUUCAACGUUGUUGAGUGAAAACCCAGCUAGGGUUAUGGCUUGUAUGAGAUCGGUUGAUCCGAAAACCAUUUCGGUACAACAGUGGAACAGUUAUUCCGGUAUUCUUGGCUCACCAUCGGCCCCGACAAUCGACGGUGUUUUUUUGCCUAAACAUCCAUUGGAUAUGCUGAAGGAAGGUGAUUUCCAGGAUACCGAAAUACUUAUUGGGAACAACCAAAAUGAGGGCACGUACUUCAUUCUCUACGACUUUAUUGACUACUUUGACAAGGAUCAACCGGUAUUGCUGACACGGGACAAGUUCCUUGGAAUCAUCAAGAAUAUAUUCAAAAACAUGUCGGAUAUCGAGCGCGAGGCGAUCGCUUUCCAGUACACGGACUGGGAACGUGCUAAGGAUGGCUACAUGUAUGAAGAAGCUAUCGGCGACAUCGUUGGUGAUUACUUUUUCAUCUGUCCAUCAACACAGUUUGCUCAAUUGUUCGCUGAUCGUGGAAUGAAGGUUUACUAUUAUUUCUUCACUCAGAGGACGAGUACAAAUUUAUGGGGCAAGUGGAUGGGCGUCGUUCACGGUGAUGAAGUCGAAUAUGUUUUUGGUCGACCUCUAAACAUGUCACUGAAAUACUCUGCGAGCGAGCGUAUACUUUCGACGAAAAUGAUUCAAGCUUACUCACGUUUCGCAUUUUUGGGGAAACCAACGGAUGACGACAAUUGGCCAGCAUAUACAAGAGACGAGCCUCAGUAUUACAUUUUCAAUGCUGAAACAAACGGUCUUGGCAAGGGACCGCGAACGACAUCGUGUGCAUUUUGGAACGAGUUUUUGCCACGGCUUGAAGGAAUUCCCGAUCCUCCGGCCGAAGCUUGUAACGGUGCGGUUGCGUCAAGUGUUUCAGCAGGUGCUGAUGACCUUCGUAGUGCAUUGACGGCCCUCAUACUUCCGGUUCUCAUAUUCACCGAGAUUAUCUAGACAUGAAUAAAUAUGUGUUAUUUAGAUGGUUUCCUAGAGUGAUCCUCGUAAACCGUUUCGAUCCAUCCAUCUCAGAAUCACGCGAUUUUGUCCUCAAAUGACCUGGUGAAGAUAUGGGAAGAACGAACUGCGGUGGAUACACAAAAAAAAAGAAAAAAAAAUUAAAUAACACAAAAAGAGCGAGUAGGCAAGAAAAAAAUGCAAAAUUUCGACACAGUAGUUUAAAACUGAGAACCUUUUCUGCGAUUAUCGGAAAAAAAUGUCAAAAGAAAAAACGCUCGCUUCAAGGCGAAAUUGGAUUUUUUGGACUGUAGACAAAUUAAAAAAGUUUGAAUUUGUUUACAGUUGAUUCUCAGUUCGAAUGACCUCGAUGAAAAUAAUUUUCAUCAUCACAAAUUUCUAUGCGAGUGUUAUCCGAUAAUUAUGAAAAUCGGUUGUCCCAUGUUGUGGGUAUGAAAAUGUAUCAGAAAUUAACAGGAUAAAUUUUUCACUCUCUUUCGCGUGAGUAAAAACUGUUACGACUUCUUGUGAUCAAGAACUUGAGAUGAAAGACAGAACUGAAAAUGUACAAGGAAAAAAAUUGAUGAGCUGAACCGAAUCUUAGUUCAAGUCCCAAUCGUUCAUGCGAUAUUUGUUUUUUGGAGCAGUCGUGAAAAAUGAAAUAAAAAAACAGCUGAAUUAGAAUGACAGUCGAUAGUUAGAGAUUUUUUUUUUUUUCAUUAGCAACUCAAUAUGGACGGUAACAUUGAAGAAUCAUUUACAUUGAAAAAUCAGUGUCGCAUAUUUAGGGAAUAUGCGAUAUGAAACAAUACGAAAAAAUGUAUAGAAGUCAGCUACAAAGAGAGACAAGUGCGAUGAUAAUCGACAGUUUAGAGAUUAUUCGUAAAAAUGUUAAAAAAAAAGGAAAUUGCGUCAUUUUCGAAGACGAAAAAAGUCGUAACGAAAAAAGUGGAAAGAUACAAAAAAAAUGAAAUUCAAAAGAAAAUGAAAACGACUUAAACUUGUAUCGGCACGGUGCAAAGGGACAAUUUUGCUUAUAAACCCAGUACGGUUAGGAGGAAAUAUAUGGCUGCGGGUCGCAGAUGAGACCCACUCCAAAAAGGUAUUCUUAAGGGACGCCUAUCGUAAAUAAUAAUUAAGAAGGAAAUAACCCAAAGAAUAAGACGCAAGAACGGAAAAAAAUGCAAACAAGUGAGAGAAAAAAUUGGAAUAACGACAGGUUUUUUCGAUUUCCGGGACGUGGCGCGUUACUCCUAGGAAAACAGAUUGAAAAAGUGCUUAUCUGAAUGUCGAAUACCAGUCUAUCAUUCUUGUAUCCCUCGCUGAUUCGAAGGGACUAUAUUGAGAAAAGAAAAAAACAACCCGAUUGAAUCCGAUCAAUUAAAAAUCGCUUGGAUCGGAGUAAUCAAAUAAACGACAAAAGAAGGAUGGAAAUCAAUCGUGAAAAAUAUAAAUGAGAAUAGCGAAAAAAAUGAUAAAUAUGUUGACAAGAACAAAAGGGUCGGAGAACUACAUGAAACGCGUCCAACGUGAAUCUUCCAUUUGGUACAUAUCACCUAUACAUACACGAUACAUAUAGAAAUAUCUAUAUAUAUAUAUAUAUAUAUAUAUUAAUCAAUAAUGAAAGAAUUAAUUCAUGAGACGAAAAUGAAAAGGGCGAAAAAUAUAUAUAUAUAUAUAUAUAACUAUGUAUAGAUAUGAAUGAAUAUAUAGAUAUAUCUGAAUCAACAAAUAUGAAAAAUGAAUAUUAAUAUCAAUGCAUACACAUAUAUAUGUAAUAAUACAGCAAUACGUAUAAAUUAAUUAGAGUAUAUGAAUCGGUGUAUGAACUAAUAAACUAAAGAAUAAUUUAAUUAGAUUCAUGCCACGAAGAUACGAGACACUCUGCAAUGAAUUUAUUUUUUUUCCAUGAUUUUUAUAUAUUCAUGUGAUUCAAAUCGAUUUUUCAAUGUUAGUUCAGUCCCAGUUCCAACGUUGAAAGAACCACUUGAACAAACGACAUAUUUGAGGAUUAAUUAUUUUACAAAACCAUCUACUGGAUCUCGUAAAUAAAAUCAAUGUUUUGAUUCAUGUUCAGCCAAGUACAUGAGUUGAAUAUACUUGUUUCCACGGUUUGUGCAACAAAACGAUUGAUAUGCGAUCGUCUUUGAAUUAAAUGCAUACAGAUAGAAGAAUGAUUUUGAGAAAGAAACAAAAUAAAUAAAUGCCUGAAGUUUCAACCAAAAAUUACAUAGUUUUAGAGACUCUGGCAAAACCAGAAGGUUGUAGGGGAAUGAGAUUUUUGUUGGUUCAUCGAGAUUUUCGAUUUGAGCGCUUAGUUAUUAGCAUGAAAAAAAUGAGGAAAGGGAGAAAGAGAGAAUCCACUACCACCAUUAUCGUCACGUACCUACACGCAAUUUUCCUUAAAUCACAUAUCAUUAAUCAUUAAUUAAUAAAAUUGUUAGUUAGCGGCCGAACCGGCAUCGACGUUUUUAGUGCCUCAAGGUAAGAACAACCGAAUAAAACUCAUACAAAUAGAGACAAAAGAGAGGGUGAGAGAGAGAGAGAGAGAGAAAAAAUCAGGAAUUUAAAAGAGAAGCUUUCAUGCACAGCACUUUGAGAAUCGAUUAAAUCAAAGACUCCCAUAAAUGUUUCCCAAUGGAGAAUCUUUCGGAGAAAAUAUCAUAAACAGUAGAGCGAAAUCUACUCACAAAAAAUUGUAUUGUUCGAACUCUCAAACUUUCGAGAACUAUCUUUAAUUUUUUGAGAUGUCAAAUUUUCAAAACUAAGAUAGUUCCUAUUGAGAACUUUAUCAUUUAACAUUGGAUGAAUUGAUGUCAUCAUUUCCUUUAACCUAAUUGUUUUUUUCCAUAAGAUAUCAUUUAUUAACUCACUCGGUUUACUUCUCUUUUCCCAAUUAUUAUUUAUCGGUAACUCUAUUGACCUAAGGAUAUUUAUUUUGUCUCAUUAAUUUCGUACACACAAUCGAAAUGUCAGUUUUAUGCUUUAGUUCAUUCGCGCGAUUAAUGUUUAUUCAAAUCUUUUCAUUCUCAGCCCGGAAUGCUCAAAAAAAACUACCACUCGUGUGACCAAGCUGGACAUUAUUUUUAUAUCUCACAACCGAUGAUCGCACGUGAAUGUUAAUCAUCUCAUUUUUUUAUUCUUCAUCUAUCUUUUCCAUUGCUAUGCUCGUUCUCAUGCUGCGAUAUCUCUAGAAGUUCGCGAAUUGUCAAUCAUGUCUCAGUCAAAAGUAGUCGAGUCAUAGUGAUUGUUUCAAGGUAAAAUAAAAACGAGUAUAUAAGACAACAAUAAAACACGUAAAUUCUUAAUCUUUGAAGUCACAACAAAUAGCGUACACGACACCGGCGAUCAACAUGAAGUGAGAUUUUUUCUCAUCCUUUAAUAAAUGUCUUUUUCAUCUGAUAAAAAACAUUUGCCCUAAAGUUGCCUGCAUUCCUUGCACGUACACCAAAACUAUCCUCAAAGGACAAUCAUGGGUCUGUAUUUGCUUGUAGAAUUUCAUUCGUUCCGAGUGCUCGUGGCGAUAGAAGAUAAAAAAAAGUCCGGGAAAAAGUUUGCUUUUUCUUCUGUGAAAGAAAAAAUUUAGAGAGUUGUCGGAGAUAAGUGAAUUUUUUAGCAAAUUCCCUUCAUUUUUCCGUUUGUUUUCAAUAGAUUCAAUAAAUCAACGAAAUAGAGAGCUCAAUUUACUUUUGAAUAAACAAAAUCAGGCCUACAAACUUGUCAAUAAUCGAUACCGUAGGGAGAUCGGAAGGGAGAAGAAACAUUAUUCAUCUCGAAAUAAUAAAUACGGAUAAAAACGAAUAAAUGAAGAUUCAAAAAAAAACAAUAUUGAAAACCACGAGCGUCUCAACGAUUACGGAAAUACUUGAAAAAACACAGCGAUCGUCACCUGAAAUCCCUUUUACACCUGAAAGAUUAGAACGAAAGGUGAAAGAAGAGAAAUAUUAUUUUUCGAAUAUUAUCAAACAAAUCGAGACACGUACACAAGGUUAAAAAAAUGAUUCCAUUAUAAUAUAUGUCAAUAAUAAAUUCAGUGAUUAAAUAUAUUGUUUGAUAAAGUUGAAGGAAGAUAUGAAGAAGAAUAAAGUAACGAAGGAUACGUAACGCAGAAGGGUACCAGUUGACGAUCUUUCGUAUUCUUAUACAAUUCUUAAAUGCAUCGAGCUUGUGAACUUGGCACCUCUAAAAUACAAAAAAAAAGAUAAAACUUAUCGAAAAAAAAAACAAAAAAAUAGAACGGAGGAGCACACAUCCUCAAUAUACACAUACGCAAACGAGAAUGCACACUCGUAAAUUAAAAAGUAUUGGAGAAACACAUGAAGAUAUGAGACGAAUAAUGGAGGAGAAAUCUCUAUAUAAAUUUUGUAUUUUCGUGUAGUUCGAUAAAGGCCGUUUGAAAUACGGCUGUUUAGCGAUUAACGACGAGGAAGUUGAGCGAAAUAUGUCAAGGAAUAUUAAAAUUCAAAAGAAUGGGAAAAAUGAGUAAAUAGACGAAUAAUCGUAUAAGGCAUGAUCGCGACAAUGGAUGGUUAAUAAUCGCUUUCGAUUCUGUGUGAUUCCCUUAAAAAUGUUUCAUUUAAAAAACUCUAUAAGAUUAUUGAUUGACUUGUAUUGAGUCAGAAAAUUUAUUCGAUUUCAUGGUUCUUCGUUUGAUUGAAUCUUUAUUAAUUAAAUAUAACUUCACUUUCUUUUUCUUAUUUAAAAUGGAUUUGGAAUAAUUCCUGAAAAAAUUGAAUUCUUCCCAAAAAUCUGAAUAUUUGAUAAAAGUUGAACGAAAUGUUACGGUCGACUUAUCAUCUUGCCAAAUUUUUCUUUUUCAAUGGUUUCAUUAAGAGAAUCACCCCGGGGGACAACCGAAUUUUUCGGGGUAUUUUGCGGCAAAGAAAAAAGACAUAAAAUGUACCCGAGAAAUCGGAGUUAAAAAUUCUGCCAUAGAGAUGGACCCUCAGUAAAUAAACCCUCCAUAUUUAAAAAAUCUAUGUUUUUUUCCUUUGUGGCAAAAAAAUUACGGAAAAACCUCGAAAAAUCUGGCUGCUCCACGGGAUGACCCCCUUUAAUACUAAAAACGAAUGUUCGAGAGAUUUUCAAAACUCGAGUAUCUAUACAAUUACGUAGACCGCAAUUGAAACUAAAUAAAACUUUUAGCUGGGAACGCCUUUUUGUGAAACAUUUUCAAAUCGGUUCGUAGUCGCCGUUAACGACCAUUCGAGACCGCCGGGAUUGUCGACAAUUUACGCGUCCUUCAAAAAACAUUUCCUCCAUUCUGUUGCAAAAGGAAAAUUGGGAUGUAACGAUUGAACGGUCGCAUUGGAAAAUAAAUAUCAAAAGUACAAUUGAUUUCGCAAUUUCAAGCACAAAAGUUAUGUGACUAUUUGUCCGAGUGUGUGAAUACCUACACCGACAUGCAAACACAGAAACAGAUCAGUAAUUACCACGAAUUUUGAAUGUUUUCGACAUUAUUUCAAUCAAUAAAAUUUAGAAGCUUACAAAAGGAUUGAACCAUAGAAUUUUAGCCCACGAAAGACUGGACAAGGCAAAUGAAGAAACCAAUGAAUGAAUGGAGAAAAACAGAUAAAAAAGGAACGACAAAUUAUCUACAACAAGGAUGCGUGAGCUGAAGCGUAUGAAUAUUUGAGAGUGAUGCAGUGUCUAGUGUUCCUCACGACUCCUUCUGUACGAAGUCAAUGUAGCUCGUAGCCGUUUAUUCUUUAAUGUUAAAUGAUAAGUAGAACGGCAAGAUGAAGAAAAUCGAAAAAAAAGAAUUAUGUAUUUCAAGAAGGAAACAAACAAAGAGAGCGUGGUUAAGACUUUAUGGUUGUAAAUAAAAAUAUGUUAUUAAUAAUGACCUACGACUAUAAAUUGACAAUGUACGACUA
Molecule: messenger RNA, 9113 nt
Organism: Venturia canescens
Lineage: Eukaryota; Metazoa; Arthropoda; Insecta; Hymenoptera; Ichneumonidae
Product: acetylcholinesterase-like
Exons: 6
Coding region: 1393-3237 (614 amino acids)
Biological process (GO): acetylcholine catabolic process in synaptic cleft; choline metabolic process
Cellular component (GO): plasma membrane
Molecular function (GO): acetylcholinesterase activity
Source: RefSeq, a predicted model, not a curated record